Messenger RNA from Trichoplax adhaerens, 786 nucleotides. RefSeq lists its product as hypothetical. The record is from RefSeq and is a predicted model, not a curated record. Gene Ontology annotation, biological process: fatty acid biosynthetic process. Gene Ontology annotation, cellular component: mitochondrion. Gene Ontology annotation, molecular function: acyl binding; acyl carrier activity. The transcript is spliced from 4 exons. The coding region runs from base 45 to 377 and encodes 110 amino acids. Lineage: Eukaryota; Metazoa; Placozoa; Uniplacotomia; Trichoplacea; Trichoplacidae.
UGACGACAAUCAUCAGUAAUCCAAGAGUUCAAUUAAUCACUCCUAUGGCUAAAGAUCACAAUUUACUAGGUGCUGUAUACCUGUCUUUAGUCAAGCCGUCUGUUCGAUUUUAUGCUGAUCACCAUGGCCCCAACAAGGAGGAAAUUGAACAUCGUGUCUUGGAAGUUCUCCGAUCAUUCGAUAAAGUAGACACGAGCAAGUUAAGUAUGGAUGCCCAUUUUAUUAAUGACAUGGGAUUGGACAGUUUAGAUACCGUUGAAAUUGUGAUGGCGUUCGAAGAUGAAUUUGGUAUAGAAAUUACGGACGCCGAUGCCGAAAAGAUCUUUAAUUGCAGUGAUGCUGUUGCCUAUGUUGUCAAGGCGAUGGGCAUUGAAUAAGCAUCAAAAGGCUGAUUUGCUAACAAGUUGAUCAAUGUCUGCAUAGAGAUGUAUUUAAGUUCGAGCAUAUGGGUUAAUAUUGGUAGCCUAGCUCAUCUCUUAGAAUGGCUAGGAAGCACGCAAAUGCGCAUGGAUCCAGUCAUGAUUUUGUAAUUCUAUUCCUAACAGAUGUAUUCCUUGUCAUAGUGAUUUAAGGCUCAUUUUUCUAAUAUAAAGUAAUAUAGAAGGAAAGAAGAUAAAUGAAAGGCCAGUUUCUAGUUACUUUUUUAAUUGUCAUGCCUAAAGCUUUCCUGAUUGCGUGGAAAUUGUUGGUUAUAGUUUAGUACAAUGUUUAUAUUUCUUAACAAAUUGCGCUUUGAGCUACUUUGUAUUGGAAUGCCUUAAAUUUGGUUUAUCGACAUAUCAUAAU